CUUAUAUUCGUUACGCUUCGUUGUUCGUGGACUGAUCUGAUUUCAGUCCGAAGAGUGCGGCUUUGAUUUGUGAUGUUCACUAAACGAUUUUUAGCCGCACCUGUUAUAUUUUGAUGAUGACUUUGUUCUUCGCGACUGUUUCGACGUCGAUGACACGUCCACUGUUGGUUCGUGUGACUUUGUACAAGACUAUAAAAAGUCGACGCGCCGGUGUCCAAAAUGCAAGUUAAACGCAGAUUCUAACAACGAACCUACGUCGAAGAGCCCUGUUUCGUCGGCCUCGAGUACAAGUUUGAAUUCGCUCGGUUCCAACUUCGAAGAAAUAGAAUGGAAGUUGAUCGCCAUAACCAAGAAAGCCGGCAAGUUCUACAUCGCUUUAAGCGUUGUACGUCGGCAGCUCUGUGCCGUAAGCAUUCAUCUGAUCACCGGUGCGAAAAAUUCGUCAUCCGAGUCGCCAUCGAAGGCGACCAACGACGGUUCGCUGUCGUCCUCGAAGGAGAUGACGUUUUAUCCACUCGCCAAUUUGACGGUUCCUCGUUGUUCAUGCGGUGUUGUGGAAAUGGACGGAAAGAUCGUCGUUUUUGGCGGCUACAACCGCGGCGAAUGCCUGUCGAGCGUCGAACAGUACGACCCAACCACAAACGUUUGGUCUUCUUUUCCAUCGAUGCUGAAAGGCCGUGGUCGCUUCGAUGCUGCACUUUGCAACGGAAAGGCGGACCAACAAGAAGUUGGGAAAAAGCAUGUCGGGGUAUAUGACUUCAGCAGAGCAAGCGUUGCAAGUCCAAUCGUGAAGAAGCACACAACCAGUGGAAUUCAGAAAAAUUGUUCUAGAAUCUACGUUGUUGGCGGAUCUGACGGAAACAACGAUCUGAGUACCGUUGAAUGUUUUGACCCCGUUGUACGAUCGUGGCGUAGGGUAGCGCCUCUUUCCAGUCCGCGUUCAAAUAUCGGUGGGUUGAUGCAGUCGUAUGUUCCUAUCACGCGGUGUGAUCGGUGUCUUGCAACGAUUGGCAAUCGCCUGUACAGCAUGGGCGGAUGGGACGGAGAAAAUGCGCUGAAGGAUUGUGAGAAUAAGUCUGUUCAUCGUAUUCUCUACCACCCGUUCAUUAUGUGUCGUCGCAUAGGCCGUUCGCAAGCCGGAUGCGUGGUUUGGAAAAACAAGAUCUACGUCGCCGGAGGCUACGACAGUUGGCAUUGCACUAACACGGUCGAAGUUUAUGAUCCUGAGUCCGAUACGUGGCAUUAUUUGUCGCCGAUGAACUGUGCGAGACGUGGCUGCGGAUUGGCUGUUUUUAAAAACAAGCUCUAUGCCGUUGGUGGUAGCGAUGGCGUAGAAUCGUUGUGCACCGCUGAAUGGCUGGAUCUUAUUGAUCCCCAUUCUUCAUGGCGACCGGCACCAUCGAUGAACACCUGCCGCGCUAAUGUCCGUGUAGCCGUCGUCGCCGAGAAACUGUUCGCCUUCGGAGGAUUUAAUGGAAAAUCAUUCUUGAACACUAUGGAAUAUCUUGCAGAGGGUAUGAACAAAACGCUCGUUUUUGUCUUCAUCCGUUUAUUGCAGAUUCGAUGGAGUGGAGAAAAAUUUUGUCAAUGUAGAAUAGCUUACGUUGACUUUUUUGUUUCGUUUUUCCUCAGGAUGUCUCUUUUAUUUUAUAUAUUUCUGCCGACAGUUUUAUAGUA
Molecule: messenger RNA, 1677 nt
Organism: Soboliphyme baturini
Lineage: Eukaryota; Metazoa; Nematoda; Enoplea; Dioctophymatida; Soboliphymatidae
Source: the annotation of a GenBank genome assembly